Drosophila subobscura is the source of this 2601-nucleotide messenger RNA. RefSeq names its product fibroblast growth factor receptor substrate 2. The coding region runs from base 492 to 1913 and encodes 473 amino acids. Lineage: Eukaryota; Metazoa; Arthropoda; Insecta; Diptera; Drosophilidae. Gene Ontology annotation, cellular component: cytoplasm. The record is from RefSeq and is a predicted model, not a curated record. The transcript has 2 exons. Gene Ontology annotation, biological process: cell surface receptor protein tyrosine kinase signaling pathway.
CCAAACCCGAACAAGCGUGUGUCAACAAUCUAAACUAACAACUCUUUUUCAGUAACUUUUUAUAAUAUUCAACACAAAACACAAAACUGAAGUAUCUGGUCAAUGCGGACUCAUCUCUGCGACCAACCAAUUUAGCUGUAGCGAUUAAUAUCAAAAGAAAAAAAAGCAUGGGAAAAGUCGCAAAAGUGAAGUUUUAAUAUUCCUCUCACAAAUCAGUCAAAAAAUAACAACAAUUGGCUUAUGGCAUAACACAUAGUAGGCAGUGCACUCAGCUGGUUUCUUGCAGAAAAGCCAAGCAACAAUAUUACGCCCCUAAAGCUGGUCAGCAGCAAGUGGGUCGUGAGUGCAGUGGUGGGUGGGUGGGUGAGGUGUGGUUGUGUCCCCAAGGAGUGUUAUCUACUUGCGUAGGCUCUCUCUGAUGCCUGCUGCGAUAAGACCCGGACCUGGAGCCGGAGCCGUAAGCAGGCUGAUCAACCCAUCCCGGAACCGCCAUGGGCUGCAUCACCAGCACCAACAAGCUGAAUGAGCUGCGUCACGACAACGUCUUUCGCGUGCGGGUGGCGCACCUGCAGCCCAGUCCCGGUACGCCCAUCAUCCGCAGCGGUUACCUCGAACUGACGCCGCGUGAAUUGAUCUUCCUGACGCCCGGUUGCGAACCGAUUGUGUGGGCCCUGCAGCACCUACGUCGCUACGGCCUUAAUGCGGACCUCUUCUCCUUCGAGGCUGGGCGCCGCUGCAUGUCCGGGCCAGGCAUAUACACGUUUCGUGUGCACAAUGCCGACCAGCUUUAUCCGAUGUUCCAGCGCUACAUCAAUGCGGUCAACACGGACGCCUUUGCCCAAGGGGAACGCGAGAGAAUGAACUCGGCCCACUCGGUGUCCGUGCUGAUGGGGCGCACGGAUGCGAAUCCACACGGCAACAACUAUUUGGAGCCAGCACCGAUAAUCGGCCGGAACCUGGGAAGCUCGCUGCCAGAAUCCGCCAAUGCCAAUGCCUCCUUCCAGAUGACAAUGCAGGUGCCGACUGAGACCACAGCACAGCUGGAGGAUUCUCAAAGUCUGCACUCGCCCGUGCUGCCCUUCACGACAUACGCGAAUGCCCAGACCAAUGUUUAUCUCGACCAGCCACUGAGGGCUAUACCAGAUUGCUGCAAAGAUGGAGGAGCCACCUCGGGUGACUUGCCCGCCAGCAAGGACACGCCGCCCAGCAGGCUGAGCAUGCGCCGCCGCACCUUGGAUAUGCCACCUCUAGAGACGGCGCCACCACCAGCUCCUGUCACUCCCAUUGAAGGUUUGCACAUGUAUGCCAAUGUGGAGACGCCCGUCUUCGACCUAAGCGCAGAGCGUUGCUAUGAGAAUGUGAACCGCUUGGAGCUGCCGCUGCCGCCCCGUGAGGUUAGCCGCGAGUCCUCGGAGCCUGCCACGCCCACCAGUCUGGCGGGCACCUUUAGUGGCGUGAACUAUAUAGUCCUAGAUCUGGAUCAGCCGCGCAGCCCCAUCAGCCAGUGCUCACCCAGGUUGUAUAAUGGCUUUGGCAGCGGUCUCUCGCUGGUCACUGUGACUACUGCCGAAUCUUUGGCACAGGCCAAAACAGCACCAGUUACGCCCGAGGCGAGCUCCGUGCUGGAUGUGCCAAUGCCUCCACCACAGUCCCAUAGCCUGAACAGCGUGUCCAGUGCAGCGGCUCCCACGGAUAUGGUAGACACUUCCGCGAGCAAGCAGACAACCAAAGCAGCUGUGGAAUCAUCCACGACGCAGGGCUACUCCACGAUUGACUUUAUUCGCACCUAUGCGCUAAACAAGUCAUCGACGGAGUUGCCGGAGCUGCGCCGUCAUCCGCCGCACGAGGCCGAGGAGUUGAGGAUAACGCGGCACAGCAAAUGCAUCCGGAAAGCGUACUCGAUCAGCGAAUGAGCAGCAGGAAAGGCAGGCACGGGCACAACGAAUUUUAUCAAAGCCAAGCCAAAGGGGAAAAGGGAGGGAUUUGUUUCUUCCUGAGCAGGCACUACCCCAAAGUAUAUUAAAUAAACGGUAAAGGGUGAGGAUGAGGGGGAGGGUGGUGUCCCACUCUCUCAUUAUAUUUAAUGUACUUGGACCCAAAUGGUAACCAGGAGGUUGUUUCAGUCACACACAUGACUAGCAUACGUACUUAAAAUGUAUUUACAUAGUGGUAUUUAGACAUAACGGGCUGUUUAGAGCUAGUCAUUUGGAUAUUUUAUGCAAAUUAAUCGUAGACAAAAUAUGACAGAAAGGCUUUUAACAUUUAAUUUGUAUGUGUAUAUUGUAUAUUGUACAUUUGUAAGGUUGUAGUUUUUAAGAACACGAAAGAAUUGUGGAAUUUAGGGGAUGCUUUUGUAGAUUUCAAUUUUGUUGCAAAAUAACACAAAAACAAAGCAAAAAAAACAAACAAAGCAUCACCGCAUUGCAUUGUAAGCUGUGAGUUUCUAAUUUUUAUAAUUAUAUCGCUAAAUUGUUAUCCAAGUUGUUAGGUAUUAUACACACAUAAGGUUUUUGCAGUUGCAUACAACAUCCAUACAUCAAAUAUUAUUAUUGUUAGUGUCUAAGACGAAUUUGUGCAAUAAAACGAAAAGGAACUUGUAAA